Paramecium pentaurelia is the source of this 1585-nucleotide messenger RNA. The record is from the annotation of a GenBank genome assembly. NCBI's taxonomy places the organism in Eukaryota, Ciliophora, Oligohymenophorea, Peniculida, Parameciidae.
AUGUUUUGCUUAUGUGGUCCAAGAGGAACAGAUUAAAAUGAAAAGAGCUAAGAUACUGUAAAUUAAUAGAUAGCAACCAGUCUAUAAGCAAAUAUGAAAAGAAAAUCAAUGAAACCAUUUUUGAAUCUAGAUUACACUGCAAAUGUAGAAAGUAGUAUAAAUUAAUGUAUUGUAAUAAAUAAUUGUAGAAUUUGCAUAAAGAUGUGAUUAAUCAAGGGAAUACAAAGAAUAUACAGAUUUUAUAAAUGGUUAUUAUCAAGGAAACAAUCAAAAAUCAUAAAUCUAAUUACCAAAUGACACUGAACUUUCAGCCAUCAAAUAUGAAGUAUAUAUUUAUUCAAUUUAGGAAACAAAGACAAGUAAUGAACAAAUGAGACUUAUACAUCUUGGCGAUGGCUUAUUAGCUAAAAUAAUAAGCAUUAAUCAAGCUACUACGUCAUCAUGUAAAGAUUCGUUUUCUCCAUUUAUAAUGAAAGUAUUGAAUGAAACAAAGAGAUUCUAUGAUGUAUAAUACUAGUAUUAAACCUAGAUUAAUCCUAUUUAAGAAGUGUAGUUUGUUAAACAGUUAGUUCCACAUUUUAUAACAGAAUAAACUUAUUAAAGAGUAAAGAAUGAUAAAUUACUGAUUGCACAUGAUCCAACAGGAAGUUUUUUAAUCAAACAUACUCUUUCAAAUUAAGAAGUUUAUUACAUUUAAGAAUCAAAAACAUAUAGAAAUAUAUUAAAUUAUGCAUUGGACAUAUUAAAAUCUUAAGAUAAAGUGAAUUAUAUAUUUAAAUCAGAUAUUACAGAUAAAUUGGACACUGUUAUUUUAAGUAAAUAUAUAUUUAUAAUUUAAAAGAUUUAUUACAUAUUUAAGACACACCUAUUUCUUUUGUUAUUUAAGAAUAUUUAACAUUGGCACAUGAUAUGAUCAUAAUUUUAUCACCAAAAAUUGAUUAUCAUGAAAUGGUAUCAUAGUUGCGUUAAGGCAUAAAACAAAGGUAUUUAAUAUUAUUAAAACUUAAGUGCUUAAUCCAGAUUAUAUUGUAGUAUAGAAAUUUAAAAUGUUUACAAUGGUGGUUAAUUUAUGGCAAGAAUUAUUUAUUAUGGAGAAGUAUCAUAAAUUACUUAAAAUCAAUAAUUAAGUUAUCUUUAUGAAUGCAUAUCAAAAAACAUGAAAAAGAUUUAUAAAUAUAAAAAACUAAUUAAAGAUCUUAAAAAUUAGGUUGGAAUUAUGAAAUUAGUUGAUUUAUUUGCUCUUUAUGGUUUACUUAAUAAUUAAUCUGAAGAAAACUUUACUAGAUUUUAUUAGCAAAUGAAAUUAAGUUAUUUUUAGAAUUUCUAAUCUUCUGUAUAUAAAUUUUAAAAAGCUGAAAGCAAUUAAUCAUAGACAGAAUCAGAAAAUGAAGAUCCUGUACCUUUGGUUUAAUAUGGAAGCUCUAUUAUUUUUUCAGAAAUAAAACUAUAUAGUAAGAGUCUAUCUACUCAUGCUGCUAAGUCUGAAUAUGUUCAUUUUCAUUCUUAAAACAAUAACUAAAACAAUAAUACUAAAAAUAAAGCAUAAGAUAAAAUAGAGUUGACAGAAUCUUGUAUUUAUAAAUGA